Messenger RNA from Anoplopoma fimbria (sablefish), 1114 nucleotides. Its product is annotated as zinc finger and SCAN domain-containing protein 2-like. Gene Ontology annotation, molecular function: DNA-binding transcription factor activity, RNA polymerase II-specific; RNA polymerase II cis-regulatory region sequence-specific DNA binding. Gene Ontology annotation, biological process: regulation of transcription by RNA polymerase II. The record is from RefSeq and is a predicted model, not a curated record. Lineage: Eukaryota; Metazoa; Chordata; Actinopteri; Perciformes; Anoplopomatidae. The transcript has 2 exons. Bases 77 to 1114 code for a protein of 345 amino acids. Gene Ontology annotation, cellular component: PcG protein complex; transcription regulator complex.
UCGUCAGCUGCUCGCACGUGUGGAGCUGGCUGUAAAAAACGAUAUUGUAGACGUUGCGGAGGUAAUUAUUCCAACAAUGUCCUCAGUUGAGUCUUUGAGAGAGUUUGUCACCGAGCGACUCACUGCCGCUGCUCAAGAAAUAUUCGGAGUCUUUGAAAAAACUAUCUUCCAGUACGAGGAAGAGGUCGACCGUCAGCGCAGACUGCUGGAUGUCGUUUGGAAACCUGCAAUAAAGCUACACAGGAUAGAGCUCCCAAAGCAACAUGUCUGUAAGGAGGAGGAGGUUCUCUCUGACCAGCAGCUCUGUAUUCAGGAGAGGAACUCCAGUCUGGACCAAGAGGACCCAGAGCCUCCACAGAUUAAAGAGGAACAGGAGGAACCCUGCACCAGUCAGGAGGGAGAGCAGCUUGAACUGAAGCAGGAGACUGAGACCUUUGUGUUGACUCCUAGUGAUGAGGAAAGUGACCACAGUGAAGAUCAGACUCUGUACAUGAGUAGCGAUGAAAAUCAGAGCGUGGUGGAAGAAACACCUCUAGGCUACACUUCAGUUGAAAGCUCUGUAGUACCGGAACCAAACGAGGACCACCAGCUCCUCUCACACAACUCUCAUGCAGAUAAAAGCCAAGAUCAGAAAGGAGGUGAGCAUGGAUACUCUGAAUCCACUAGUAAUGCAGAGCCAAAACCGUUACUCCAGUGCGACACAUGUGCGAAAGAAUUCAAGUUUAAGUCUAAUUUUUACAGACAUCUGAAAACACACACAGGUGAGAAGCUACAUUCUUGCAACGUAUGUGGGAAACGAUUCAGUCAGAAAGCAACAUUGAAACUUCAUAUGAAGAUCCACACAGGUGAGAACAUGAAGCCAUAUUCUUGCAAAACAUGUGGAAAAGAUUUUCGACGUAAUAGUAACUUGGUGGUCCACAUGAGAACACACACAGGUGAAAAGCCAUAUUCUUGCAAAACCUGUGGAAAAGAUUUUCGACAUAGCAGUGUCUUAUUGGUUCACACGAGAAGAGCCCACAAGGGGGAGAAACCGUUCAUCUGCAAGGCCUGUGGGAACAGAUACUUAGCUGCGUUUCAAUUGGCAAGGCAUGUAAGAUGGCAUACAGACAAGUAG